AGCCAAAAAUUACACUCGGCAAAGUUCAAACAGGAUGCGUAUUAUGAAAACGAAACUUUUCGUUAUUUUAUUAAAAAAACGUGUUAAUGGCUCCCUUGAAAGCAUUUAAGCAAGCGGUUAUUGCCUCAACGCCAUUACUUCAUCACUCACAGCAACUCCCUGAGGCAUCGCUCCACCCUCUCAGCCUUAUUCUUCUGCACCAAGACCGCCACACCAGCGACUCCCUCACCCUCGGAGCAAGGUCCUGAAGCGUGGCACCGCAGCACCACCACUGUUUCUUAAACCUUCGGGAGAACUCAACCCUCUCUUACACAACAAGAUGAACCCACAGAACAACAACUUCCUCGACAACGGUUCCCCCACACACCCGAGCCUCGUGGACUGCCCCCAACGACACAACACCAGCACCCCCUUCGAAGGUGCCUUUGCCCUGGACCCUCGUGCCUCCGAUUGGAACAGACUGCCACCGCGCCUGGACGUUGUGAAUCACCACCAACAGUACACGCCGCAGCCCCACCUGGACCACGCCUUCGUACACACACACAACACCGGCAGUCUCUUCGGAGGUGCCGUGGCCCUAGAUCCUUGUGCCUCCAGUUCGGCCACGCCGCAGCAACACUUGGACCAGCGGGGCCCCAGGAACGAUAGCGACGACGACGACGACGACGACGAGGUGGAUGUAUAUGGAGGCGUGAACCUCGAGCAUGAGCCUGGGCAUGCUGACCCUGCAGGCACAAGCCACGCACCCCCGUCUUCUGGCUCUCCUGGGCACACGUGGUUGUACAACUUGCCGCCCCAGUCAGACCCGGACCUGGAGAGGCGACGGAGGCGGGCGCUUCAGCAGAGGCAGCGGCGCGAGAGGGAGCAGAGAGAGAGACAACAGCUUGAGAGUGACCUUCAGGACCAGAGGAGGGUCGUGGCAGCCUUGAGAAGGGAGGCGAAAUGGCUACAAUAUGUCCUGCAAAUACAUGCAAAUACAUGGGCAGGAGGCUUAGCAAGGCUGCCACAACUAAAUAGUUCCUGUAGCUCUCCUUCCAACUUCCAACUUCCAACCCCAAGUGGCUGUCCUGAUACUUAAGCCAUUGUUUUUGUGAGAGAAUGUGUGAAGCUGUGUAAUUGUACAGCCUUCGUUACUUUAUCAACACGUCUGGUGAAUGAAUGUUGUGUUUAAGUUUUGUACCCAUAACUGGCCGUCACUAUACUUAGGCCAUUGCUUUUGUGAAUGUGUGAAGCUGUGUAAUUGUACAGCCUUUGUAACUUUAUCAACACGUCUGGAGAAUGAACGUUGUGUUUCUGUUCCCUUCGGCAGUGUUUUUCUUACCGCAACCUUUUCCUGCGGGCGGCCUUUCCGUUUGGAGGUUAGUCAAGACCCCUGAAUAUCGACGCUGUGUCCGCCGUUUCUCUUGGUUUGAAAUAACUUACACUGAUUUUUUUUCCUGUGUGACAGAAGACAGUUUAAAAGAAGGUUAUGUGAUACAAAUAUUCCCCAAAGACCGGUGUUCCAUCUUGGUAAAGGAGAUGCGUAUAAAGAACAAUUGCACUGAAUAUAGGUGAAGAGUCUAUCCUGCUGACAUUUGCUAUAUGAUAGAACUUUAAUACUUGUCACCAUUAUUUCACCUAUUAUCCCUAU
Messenger RNA from Eriocheir sinensis (Chinese mitten crab), 1630 nucleotides. RefSeq lists its product as uncharacterized. Bases 320 to 1078 code for a protein of 252 amino acids. The record is from RefSeq and is a predicted model, not a curated record. The transcript has a single exon. NCBI's taxonomy places the organism in Eukaryota, Metazoa, Arthropoda, Malacostraca, Decapoda, Varunidae.